AUUGCCACCCUUCCUCGUCUUCCAGCAGAUUUGCAACAAGAAGUAGGAAGACAGAAGAUGGAGAUUCUACAAUGCACAGGUCGACGUUUCCAAAAUAUGUGUGAUUCAACGAAUGAACUUAUGAGUUAUGAUGACACAGCAUACGUGUCCACCUAUUACGAGAGGUCAUCUUUAAGACUGUUGACAGACCACGGAAGGAUAUUCAUCAAAGGGAGAUCUGGUUCUGGCAAGUCAAGGCUUGGUCUUAGACUUCUGUCGAAACUAUCUGAAGACAACAGCAGAGUACCUGUUUUACUGACAUCAGCUGAGGAAUGGAAACUGAUACCCAAAAGAACAGGCCGUGAUCGACGCAGGUACAUUGUGAUGUUAGAUAACAUAUUUGGGUCCAGUAACUUAGUCCCUUCAAGAGUAGGUGAAUGGGAAAAAACAUUUAAUAUUAUGUGGCCAUCAAUUGAAUCACAGCAUAUCCUUCUUGUCAUCACAUCGAGACCAGAAAUAAGUGUCAAGUGUGAAGAUGAACUGAAGAAAUAUAAUUUGAUGAAGGACAUGCCGUGUGUCACGUUGGAUGAGGGAGAAUAUGCACUUCAGCACAGUGAGAAAAGGAAAAUGCUGCAGACUAUCUGUCCAAUCAAGAGUGGCUUCACAACGGAGGAUAUAGAAGUUAUUACUGCAUCAAGAGCAGCCCUGGGUUUUCCUCAGUGUUGCAAGUUCUUUGCAGACAGCAAACAAGCACAGGGUAAGGGAGUGAGUUUCUUCCUUCGGCCACAUGAGUAUGUCUUAGAGGAGAUAAACAGACUACAAGAAAGUGACGGUUUGGGGUACCUAGUUCUCCUCCUGAUCCUAAUGUAUAACGGGUGUAUAAAACACACUCUUCUUAAGAAGAGGACACCACAGUUCAGCAGCAUAGUUGAAACUUUAAAAGAUGUGUGUGCAUACAUACCUGAGAAUCCAGGUCUUGUUGGAAUCCGAGAAAAGGCUGAUUCACUCUGUGGUGUAUACUUAGAGCGCACUCAAGAUGGAUAUGAGUUUCAGCAUCAGUCGAUAUCAGAGUGUGUGUUCGUCACAUUGUCAAAGAUCAAUACCAACCUCUGCAUCAAGACAUGCCCUGUACAGUUGCUUUUGGAACUUGUUCAAACGAAAGGAAAUUAUCCAAAUGUGAAUGAGAUGGUCAUAUUGCUGACUGAAGAUCACUAUCCCACAUUUGCUGAUCGAAUUACAACAUUAUUGUUGGACCCAACUCUUUCAAAAGAAAUCUUGUACCAUGCUGCUUUUCAUGAUGACGACUUCAUUCAGUGUUUGAUAUCCAAGUGGAGAUCCGAAGAUAGAAUACAAGUUAUCUGGCGGCUUGUAUUUGAACCUAGAACACUAUCGUGUUUCACCAGGGAAGGUAACAAUGUGCCACUGUUUGGACUUCGGAAGAUAGUUCCACGUCUGAUUUUUAAGAACAUCAAAAGACUUGUGGAUAUUUUGAUUGCUAUGAAUAGAUAUACAGAUACAGGCAUCCUCCAGGAGUGUUUACCUUGUGCUGUGUAUGUAGGUAGAAAUGAGCUUGUCAAGAAAUUACUUGAUUAUGGAGCGACACCAGAUGAACAAUGCUUCAGAGCUCUUUGUCCAGCAAGACAAAUAGACGCCGAUGUCACCGAGACUAUUUUCAACGUUGUUGUGGCAGAGCACAGAAGCUUCACAUGGGAUUCCAUAUCCAAUCUAAGAGAUCUGUUCUGGCUAGCUGUAAUGAAUGGAAACGUACACAUUGUACACCUACUGGUCAAAAGGUUAAAGGGUGACACAGACAGCUUGAGGAUCUUCAGUUAUGCCUUAGCAAGUCUUGUCAGGGAACUUAGUACAGGCCAUAGGUGUCCCAGGUUUAAACCCUAUGAUAUAAGGCAUCUAAGUGAAAUAGUCAGAAUUCUCUUUGGCACAGGAUGCAAGGUAGAUUUUGACUAUCUCACUUUGCAAGCAGCAACUCAUGCUGAUGCAACUGUUUUGCGACUUGUUCUUGAGCAAGGUGUGAAUGUGAAGGAUAUAUAUUCAAAUAGUGAAGACAUGUUCAGCAAAGAGGAAUAUUAUCCAACGCCUCUACAACAGGCAGCAGCUUAUGGGGGAGGGAGUUGUCUGGAAGAAAUCCUCAGUUGCACACAAGCUGGACAGGUGAAGCCGGAUAUUAAACCGGAACGAAGAGUAAUUAACAACGAUGCGUUCUUAUUGCACACUGCAGUUCAACAUGGUAACAUUGAGUGUGCGUCACUGCUGCUAAAGAAAGGCAUUGAAGUCAAUACACAGGAUAGAAAUGGAAAUACACCACUUCAUAUUGCUGUCAAACACAACCAGGUGAAAAGUGUUGACCUGCUACUUUCAAAGCAUGCACUGGUUGACAUGAAAAACAGCAAUGGGUGUAUACCGUUAUUGUGUAUGAAACUUACAUCCCUUCCAGAGCUGAACAUUGUUACUAGACUCAUAAAAGCAGGAAGCGACAUUAAUGAGGUUGAUGCACAAAACAGGACACUUCUUUAUAAAGCGACAGAGUAUGGACAUCUUGCUCUUGUAAAGUAUCUGUGUAACAAGGGAGCCAACGUGAACAUGGAUACACAGCAGAACAUUCCCAAUAUCGCCAUCACAGAGGAACGGAAGCUGUGUAAGAGAGUUAUUCUUGCUGCAUGUAGAAAUGCUGAUAUUGACGUUGUUAAGUUGCUCUGUGAACAUGGUGCUGAUGUUGACGUAGCUGACGACAAUGGGGAAACAGUAAUACACAAGUCUGCAGCAUCCCCAAUUGAUGCUGUGGAGAAACUCCAAUAUCUUCUGGACACUAAGCAGGUGCCUCUGAGCAUAAAAGACCAUUUUGAAAGGACUGUCGUAUUUCCAGCUGUCACGUCAGCUUUACAAACUGGGUAUUUGGAGGUUCUGCACUUUCUGUCGUCCAGAAAACUGGACUUCAAACAAAUAGAUAAAUUUGGGGACAGUUUACUGUUAUAUGCCUUUGGCCAAAACCAAUUUGGCAAUGCAAUAUCUCCGUCAGAUGGCUUUAUUAAGCUAAUGCUAGACCAUGAUAUUGAUCCAAACAUGAAGAACCAACGGGGCCGUACAGUGCUUCACUAUGCUGCAAUCAAGGGGGACAAGAACAAACUGACAAUACUUCUAGAAGGAGGCGCUGAUCCAUGUGUUCCAGAUGAAAAAGGUCGGACUGUGCUCCACCGAGCUGUAAAGAAACAACACUUUCACAAUGUAGGGCUAUUCUUAGGAAAAGGUGCCAAUCCAGAUGUUCAGGACAAAAAUGGUAAAACAGCCCUUCACUUUGCAGGAAAACUUAAAGAUUCUGAGACUGUUAAGCUUCUACUUGAAAAAGGAGCAGACCCUACUGUUCCAGAUAACUGUGGCAGAGAUGCCCUUCAUUAUGCUGUGAAAAGAUGA
This is a messenger RNA of Haliotis rubra (blacklip abalone), 3405 nucleotides long. Its product is annotated as serine/threonine-protein phosphatase 6 regulatory ankyrin repeat subunit A-like. Lineage: Eukaryota; Metazoa; Mollusca; Gastropoda; Lepetellida; Haliotidae. The transcript is spliced from 5 exons. Bases 58 to 3405 code for a protein of 1115 amino acids. The record is from RefSeq and is a predicted model, not a curated record. Gene Ontology annotation, molecular function: protein binding.